Messenger RNA from Sebastes umbrosus (honeycomb rockfish), 2178 nucleotides. It is a transcript of the gene cers5, whose product is annotated as ceramide synthase 5. Gene Ontology annotation, cellular component: membrane. Gene Ontology annotation, biological process: ceramide biosynthetic process. NCBI's taxonomy places the organism in Eukaryota, Metazoa, Chordata, Actinopteri, Perciformes, Sebastidae. Gene Ontology annotation, molecular function: DNA binding; sphingosine N-acyltransferase activity. The record is from RefSeq and is a predicted model, not a curated record. The coding region runs from base 132 to 1301 and encodes 389 amino acids. The transcript has 10 exons.
AGUGGAGUGAGACAAAGUCAUCGCACAAAGUGGCCCAGAGGCAGCAGAGGCUCUCAUCCAGUAUCACAACCCCCUUUCUUCCGGAUAAUAACCUCAUUAUAUCUCUACCUGUCUGGUGGGCCGGGUCUGACAUGGCUGCUCUCUCAGCCUGGUUCUGGACCGAGAGGUUCUGGCUGCCUCACAACGUCACCUGGGCGGACCUGGCGGACCCAGCUCCCGGGGUGGAGUACCCCAAAGCCGGACACUUGUUCACCGCCUUCCCGCUGGCUCUGGGGAUCUUCGCCAUCAGGAUACUGUUCGAGAGGUUUAUUGCCAGUCCCUGUGCCCGGAGUCUCCACAUCCAGCCAGGUAUCGCACGAAGAGCUCAGCCCAAUGCAGUGCUGGAGAAAGUGUUUACAUCCAUCACCAAGGAUCCAGACUCUCGCCAUCUGGAUGGACUGUCCAAGCAGCUGGACUGGGAAGUGCGAAAAGUCCAGCGUUGGUUCAGACACCGCAGGAACCAAGAUAAACCCAGCACGCACACUAAGUUCUGCGAGAGCAUGUGGAGGUUUUCAUUUUAUUUCUGCAUAUUUGCCUAUGGGUUCCGAUUUCUGUGGCAGUGUCCUUGGAUGUGGGAUACACGACAGUGCUGGUACGGUUAUCCCUAUCAGGUCAUGACUACGGGUCUUUACCGCUACUAUGUGAUAGAACUGUCCUUCUACUGGUCACUCAUGUUCUCCCAAUUCACCGAUAUUAAAAGAAAGGACUUCCUGAUCAUGUUCAUCCAUCACCUAGCGACAGUUAGCCUGAUCAGCUUCUCUUACGUCAACAACAUGACGCGAGUAGGAAGCCUCGUGAUGUGUGUACACGACGCCUCUGACUUCCUGCUAGAGGCAGGUAAGCUGGCCAACUACGCCAAGUACCAGCGCUUGUGUGACUUCAUCUUCAUUGUGUUUAGUGUGGCAUUCUUCAUCACACGACUAGUUAUAUAUCCAAUAUGGGUCCUGAACUCCACUAUGUUUGAGAGCUGGGCCAUAGUCGGGCCGUACCCGUCCUGGUGGCUCUUCAACAUCUUGCUGCUGGUCCUCCAAGUGCUGCAUAUCAUCUGGUUCUACCUCAUAGCCCGUAUAGCUGUCAAAGCCAUGCUGCGGGGCAGGGUGAGCAAGGAUGUGCGCAGUGACAUUGAGAGCAGCUCAGAGGAGGAGCCCGACACGCCCACAGAAGGCCCCAAGGUUUCUUCGUAUUCUUUCAAGGGAGAAAACGGCACGAAAGGCCACUGUGCUGCUGCCAAAGCUGGAGUGCAAAACCACAGCAGCUGGUGACAUGAAGCCGGGAGCCCCCUGCAGUUCGGCCCUCACAACGUCUCCAAGAGCUUUGUUUGUCUUUUGACAUUCCCUUGACGUGCAAGGCUCUCACACACACACGCACGCACACACACACACACACACACACACAGUCUGCUAUCACACUUUACAGACAUUGAUUCAUGAACUGACUAUGGAUAAACAGAUACCUGCUUUGAAGAGCCCUGUACUGACAUGUACGACACAAAUCAAGAGGUGACAUGUAGAAGCUGAUACGAUCAGUUGGAGCGAUAAGUGAUUUGCAUAGCCUUAUUUUUCAAAUGAUGGGAUUUUAUUAUUUUGUGCUGAGUUGUGCUGAGUGGUUUCAAUGUUCUCUCCCAGUUUUAUUGGUCAGAUGAACUUGAUUGUUUUUGUGUUACGGGUUAAAUCACACUGGAUCACAAAGGGCAGAAAACACUACUCUCUGGAAGCGUGUUGCAUUUCCAAUCCAAUGAUGUUACAGCAGGUAUUAGACGUAUAUGGAACUGUAUGAAUAACUGUUUUGUUAUAGCUGUGAUUUUAUCAGCUCUGAAAGAAGGGCACCUGCUGUGUGCGUGUGAGUGUGACCAGACGUACACACUUGACAGUUUUAACAGCAGCAGUUUCUGCCUUCUGCGAUUUAUUGUGGAUUUUUCCUUUAACGACGUUGUUUGACAACUUUGUGAUUUGUAGUUUUUUUUUGUUUUACUGUUUUUUUUACUACUACUUCUGAGACCAAAUGUUUAUAAAAUUGUUUGUCACUGCCUACAGAGGAAUCCAGGUAUGAGGAUUGUACUAAAUGUCUGGUAUCAUGUUCUCACUUGAGUGCCUUGUAAAAAAAUAUAUUUCCAAAAAUAUAUUCUGUGGUUGAAAGAGG